UGACUUUGUUUUUCUUUGUACCGUCAGAAAUAUGGCGGGAGAAGACGAAGUUUCUCAAGUUGUCGAGGAGGAAAUCCAGUCUCAGACAACUGAACAAUCUGGAUCUGACCGGCUAUUUAAGCUACCCUUAUCUAGAAUCAAGCACAUUAUUAAAUCGGACCCAGAUGUGUCACUAGCUAGCCAGGAAGCUGUGGUGUCUUUGGCGAAAGCAGCGGAACUCUUCAUUCAGAUGUUAGCCAAGGAUGCUGCAACAAAGACACUACAAGGGAAGAGGAAAACACUACAGAGAAAAGACUUAGAUGUCAUUUUGGACACAAGAGAUUGCUAUGCUUUCUUAGAAGGAGUCCUCGACUCGUGAUGAGGGGAUUGCAGAGAGGAAUUGGUUCAGAUCCUAUUCACCCCCUGGGGGAGAUACAGUGCUGAGGAGCAACAGAUGGACAAAAGCAAGGGAGGCUCUUGGGAGCAGUGUGUGCCUAUGAAAACAUUUCUUGCCUCUGAAGUCCAUGUUACUCAGUUCAGAUAUAUACCGACUACUAAAGGGGUCAUACAUUGUAAAUAGUUUUUAGAUGUCUUUUUAGUCAAUAAAUUUAUUUUACAACCUU
Messenger RNA from Haliotis rufescens (red abalone), 602 nucleotides. RefSeq names its product DNA polymerase epsilon subunit 4-like. Gene Ontology annotation, cellular component: nucleus; epsilon DNA polymerase complex. The transcript has 4 exons. Gene Ontology annotation, molecular function: protein heterodimerization activity. The record is from RefSeq and is a predicted model, not a curated record. The coding region runs from base 32 to 358 and encodes 108 amino acids. NCBI's taxonomy places the organism in Eukaryota, Metazoa, Mollusca, Gastropoda, Lepetellida, Haliotidae.